This is a messenger RNA of Morone saxatilis (striped sea-bass), 4714 nucleotides long. RefSeq names its product GATA zinc finger domain containing 2B (gene gatad2b). Gene Ontology annotation, biological process: negative regulation of transcription by RNA polymerase II. Gene Ontology annotation, molecular function: sequence-specific DNA binding. The record is from RefSeq and is a predicted model, not a curated record. NCBI's taxonomy places the organism in Eukaryota, Metazoa, Chordata, Actinopteri, Moronidae. Gene Ontology annotation, cellular component: NuRD complex.
AUGGAGCGGAUGUCUGAGGAGGCGCUGAGGCUCAACCUGCUGAAGCGAGGCCUGGAGUCAUCCAGCGAGCGAGAGGAGGCACUGGCCAAGCGCCUCAAAAUGGAGGGCCACGAGGCCAUGGAGCGCCUCAAGAUGCUGGCGCUACUCAAACGCAAGGACCUAGCCGACCUGGCAGCCCUGGAGGUGGCGGGGCCACUGGGAGAUGGGAAGGGCCCCGGGGCCAGCACCCUCCACCACCAGAGCCUAAUGGGCGCCGCUUAUGAGGAGAAGCUGAAUGGGAGUCUGAGGAUGGGAGGCCAUGGUGGCCAUGUUGGACCCAGCAAGAAUGGGAAGGAGAACAUGCUGGAUGAGCCGGUGGAUAUGAGCGCUGGGAGAAGAUGGGGAAGACAGGAGAGGAGAGGCAGCAGAUGAUCAAAGCCCUGAGAGAGGAGCUGCGUCUGGAGGAGGCUCGCCUGGUGCUGCUCAAGAAGCUCCGACAGAGUCAGAUGCAGAAGGAGAACGUGGUGCAGAAGGUCCCAGUGGUCCAGAACGCCUCAUCCUCUGUGCAGCCUCCUCCCAUCCACAGCUCUCCUGGCCUGGGGAAGCUGCCUGUGAGGCCGGGCCUGCACAACCCUGAGCCCCAGAACCUCCGCACUGCACAGGGUCACACAGUCAUCAGGUCAGCAGCCAAUGCCAACCUGCCGCCCAUGCUGAUGUCCCAGCGAGUGAUAGCCCCCAACCCUGCCCAGCUGCAGGGCCAGAGGGUCUCCUCCAAGCCCGGAAUGUCUCGCUCCAGCUCCAGCAGCAUGGCCAAUGCCGUCAGCUACCAACAGGCCAGCCAGCAGGUGGCAGCUUCCCAGCGCUCAGGCUCCAGUGCCAUGUACAUGAACCUGGCCCACAUGCAGGCAGCGGCGGCGGCAGGGGCCCAGGGUGGCCUGGGCGGUGCUUCGGCCGUCAGCCCAUCCACAAUGUCCGGCUCGGCCAGCGGAGGGGUGAGCUCCAUGGCUGACCAGGCCAGCAGCCAGGCAGCAGCCAAGCUAGCCCUGAGGAAGCAGCUGGAGAAAACUCUGCUGGAGAUCCCUCCACCCAAACCCCCGGCCCCGCUCCUUCACUUCCUGCCCUCUGCCGCCAACAGCGAGUUCAUCUACAUGGUGGGCUUGGAGGAGGUGGUGCAGAGCGUGCUCGACAGUCAGGGUAAACUCAGAGGGACGCUGGCUCGCAUGGAGCCUUUCUUCUGCGCCCAGUGCAGAACCGACUUCACCCCACACUGGAAGCAAGAGAAGAGCGGGCGAAUCCUCUGUGAGCAGUGCAUGACGUCCAAUCAGAAGAAAGCUCUGAAGGCGGAGCACACCAACAGGCUGAAGAACGCCUUUGUGAAAGCCCUGCAGCAGGAGCAGGAGAUUGAACAGAGGCUGCAACAGCAGGCGGCCCUCUCUCCCAGCUCGGCCCCUACAGGCCCCAACGCCUCCAAGACUGACUCAAUGAUCCGACAUCAUGCUCUCCGCCAGGCUCCCCAGCCUCAGGCCUCCCUGCAGCGAGGUCUGUCCAACUCGGCACGAGGCGUCCUGUCCAACUUCGCCCAGGCCUCCCAGCUGUCGGUGGCCAGCAGCCUCAUGGGGAUGACCAGUGCCAAGCACUGUGGCAGCGGUGGAGGCAGCAGCAGUAGCAAUAGACUGCAGCAUGACAGCCGUCGCCAGAUCUACAACCUCCCAGGGUUAAAUAUUGCCUAUCUGAACCCAGCGGCAGUUGGAGCCCACAAGAGCUCCAGCUUAGCAGACCGGCAGAGAGAGUACCUGUUGGACAUGAUCCCACCUCGAUCCAUAUCGCAGUCCAUCACCGGACAGAAAUGAGCCCCGCCUAGUCCUCCUGCCCCUCUGAAGCCACCCCCUCCCUCCCCAUCCUGCCCUCCUACCCCAUACUGAAGCACUCCCAGAUCAACCAACAUCCCCACCCCACCCCAUCGCAUGCAGUGCCUGUCCGUGUGCCUACCUUAAACCAACCCAUGAAAACCCACCAAGUCGGACAAAGACACUAAACUGUCAGUGCAUCUCAAAUGUUCUUAUUAUAGUAAAAAUCUUCUUCGUCAGCGUUGUUUAACAAUUAUAAUUCCCAUUAUUAUCGCUGUUGGUAGCACUAUUAUUAUACCUGCAACUACCAUUUUUGCUUCAGUUACUAUUACUCAUUAUGCUUUUUUUCUUUUAUAAGUGUUUGGUCCAUUCUUUUUUGUUUCUCUGCUGUCUCCUCCUUUUACUUUGGGGAGUGACGGUGAAUCAUUGUAGGGCCGCUUUAGGCCACAAUCAUAUAGGAUUUUUUUCCUCCACUCAAUUAUAAAGCUUAGAUAUGAAUAUUGCUAGUAACAGAAGAUCAACAGGGUGCAUUCUGGUUGCUAUGCAACAUAAAGUUUAAUGACUUUGAAGCUUUGUAAAAAGUGUUAGCUCGCUAACUUGAAGUAACAAAGUGGAAAAUACUGAUAGGAACAAAAACAGACAAUAUUAGGUUAGUAACUGCUCUGCUUGCUCUUGAAAAGAGGAUGAAGAGCCCAUUCUGGAAAUGGAGAAUGUGGAGGGAGGGGGGGAGCUGAGCACCCACACCUGUAUCAUCUCGUCAAAAGGGCCAGUUCCAAGUUCCGACACCGGAAGCACCCCUAAAUUUUGAGGAGACCCCUCCCCCCCUGCUACCAUCAGAGCUAAUUAACUGGAAGGACUGACAAAAGGUGCAGACGUGUACAAAAGAGAAUCCUAUGUGAUCAGAGUUUUGGAAAAAACCUUUUCCUUUGCUAGUCUGCUCCCACCAUUCCCCCAUCAAAAGGUCAUCGGUUUCUUCAUUUCAGAUAUCAGCCUCUCCUGUUACAGACUUUAACAGUCACCAGGCGAAUGAACACGGGACAUACUGUAGUUGUACUAAUCAGGACUGACAGACGCAGCAACGUCCCGACUGCACCUUCAGCAGACCGAUAACGGAGCCCAACCAGAGGAUGAUGUCCACAGAUUCCCAGUAUUCACAGGGGGGUUGACGGUCUCCUCUCAGAGAGAAGCCAGAUGAUUUUCCCCUCCUGGUUCCAUCUCAUUUCACUACCUGAAACUGACCCCUCCAUGCCCCCCCUACCCUCCUCCUCAAUACCUUUGGUUAACCAGUAUGCACAGACUGAACCCUUUUUACCCAGCAGCUCCUCUUGGCAUCACAUGUUCUUUGAGAAAGUGAAAAGAACUCCGAUCUGAAGGUGGAAGCACAUUUUGUGUGUCCAAACCACAGAUUCUGUACCUAGAAACCUAGAAAUCUGGGUUCCUUCUCUUGUUAUAUUUGGGUUUAUAGAUUGUUUUCUGAUUGUUGCCCCGCUCCCCAACCCUCCCUUCUUCUUUCUCUUUUUUUUUUUUGCUUUGUUUCUUUCUUUGUUUUUUUGCGGCGUCUCCCAAUGAAAUGGUGGCGUACCUAAGAGGUAUUAGCCCCUGGAGACGAUAAUAAUCAACAUAGCUAACAGAAACUAUUGAAAUAUCUGUAUGGAUUAUGUAUAGAUACCUAGCUUCAGAGGAGAAAAAAAAAGGAUGUGGAUUAUAUCUUUUAUGAGAGAGACAUGGAUCAAUCAUUGUGUGCAUGCUCUGCACACAAGUUGCCUCACUCCAGAGGAGCACUUUGCAUAUUUCCAAUUGGAAAAAACAUUUUUUUUUUUUAAAAAGAGGAAAAUAAUGUUACAAUUGAGAGUGGCUAAGGUCUGGAUGCCGGCUGAGGGCCGACCAGAGUCAGGGGAGAUGUCCCAAGUAUUGUGGAUUGCAUCAAGGUGUGUUUCAAUGGAUGACUAAUGGUUUAAUUUACUUGCCAGUGUUGACCUCUGUAAAUGUUGGACCUCAAGUGUCAAGUUUCCAAAUCUCUGGUGCGCAGUGUGCUGGGGUUAGACCCAGUCUGUAUAUAAGCUGCUGCUGGUCUGAGUACAUGUACCAGCAUCAGUACAGGGUCUCACUGUCUGGAAAACCCCUGCAAUAACUGAAGAACCAUUAGUUAAGUUAUUCUCCUUUUCAGUGCAGAGUCACCAAAGCAACCCGACCUCAUAUUUAUAAAGGCUGAACUAAACUAGAGGACCCGAUCCAAAACAAAUCCAUCAUCAGAGCUUAUAGUGUCUGCUUGGAUCCACUCUGGUACCAGCAUCAACACACAGCAUAUAAAAUACUAACUCAACUGUGUCAGACACACACUUACCAAUCCAAAUGAAGGCUUUCCUGUGAUGGAUGAUCUAGUUCUGUUGACCUUCCGAAGGGAGCAGACAUUGUGCAGACAUCAGCAGGAAUAAUGGGAACAAGAGAGACAGGAAGAUAGACCACUGGGACUAACACAGAAAUACACCUCGACUACAAUCUAAAGAAUCAUCGCAAUGGGUUUUAGUGAGCGCACUGUUGCACAACUCUAACAAGAAGGAAGUGUUAAGGUCAAGUCUAAGUCGUUUUUGGUAGUGGCCGCCAUCACCCCAUAUUGGCGUAACCGUAACAACACCUCCCUGGGUCCCUCAAGAGUGAUGGGCUCCAGGUUUGCAGUAGCCCAGACGUUUCAAGCAGUGUUCAGUCAGUGUGCAGUAUUAUUUGUGGAACAUGUUGGCUCCUCACAGAGGGACACGAGUCUGUGAAGUCAGUCUGGGUUUGAGAUGAGAGAGCCAGGCAGUUCACACGGGGCUCCGUGGCGUAGUUAUGAAUCCCAGUGCUUGUCUUGGCAAGUGCUAGGUUUGUUCAGGCACCUAUUAUUAUUAUUA